Molecule: messenger RNA, 801 nt
Organism: Ornithodoros turicata
Lineage: Eukaryota; Metazoa; Arthropoda; Arachnida; Ixodida; Argasidae
Exons: 3
Coding region: 28-690 (220 amino acids)
Source: RefSeq, a predicted model, not a curated record
CCAUGACUGUCAUGUCCGUCAUGUUCCAUGCGUUUUGUUUCGAAUGGAGUCGUUCCUGUAUUUACGGAAGCCUCUACGCUCCCUGGGGCUUUGGGUCCGUCAUCAUCUGCAACAGAAAAAGCGUUGGAGGCUGUAUACGUUACGCUGAUGAAACGGCUGCCCGUCUGUGGGGACGCCGGUCGAUCGAAACCUGUGGUUCUUGAAACGCUUUCGGAACUCUUGUUUGAACAAGUUCGAUCUGUCAGGGCUGCUGAGCACAGCUUUGCUUCGUCUGGCCCACCCUCCUCGCGGGCCGUUCCUCUGCAAGCUCUGUCCUUACUCCUCGAAUCGCAAGGACACGCUCAUACAGCACGUGCGGACACACACGGGGGAGAAGCCGCACAAGUGCCGGUACUGCUCUUACGCGGCCAUCCAGAGCACGGCCCUGAACAGGCACCUGAAGACGAAGCACAAGGAGGAGACGAUGCUCGAGCAGUGGAACAAGGACCUCCAAGGAGAGCCCAUAACCAGACUCCAACACCUAUGACCGAACGCUGUCGCGUUGACGGGACUCAGGUUGCUUUCGCUCUUAUCCCACAAUCGGCCAUUGCUGAGGAAUCGAAAGCGCUGCAGAAAAUGAAUCCACCUGACCACCCACGCUGUCGCUGCUGGGCUCGAGAUAACUGGUUCUGUUCCAGCUUUGCGUGGUAGCUAUGUGAAGGAGGUAAACGGGGCAUACCUGCCAUGACUGCGUGUUUCUGAGCACCGUUAAGACCACAGUGAUAAGUUUAUUCAUUGGCAGUGAUGAUUCAACUGUCAGUU